CUCCUCCAUUGACGCAUUGAUGUCACGUUUAAAGAGGCUCAUAAAUGACAUAAAAACAUUGACGGAACAGCUAAGCUAUUGCAAAAGCUGCUGGUUAUAUGGCCUGCGUUAUCUUAAUUGCCGCUUGUCAGCAGGGGAACUCUGCUGAAAACUAAACUACUUAACCCACAGUAGCUGCUCAGUCUGACGAACUUACUUAGUGUCUUUCAGAACUGGUCCACAAUGACCUCCUCAGGCUCAUCAGUUGGCCAAAAUCAGCUGCAUAGGAUCAUCAGAGAUCUCCAUGAUGCUGUUUUUCAGCUGAGCCAAGAGCACAAAGACCUCGCCGAGCCCGUAACCGACGACAGCACCAACCUGCGCAGGUUUUUCUACAAACUCGAAUACCUGCUACAGUUUGACCUGAAGGAGAAGACAACCUUUCUUGGCCAGAGAAAAGACUACUGGGAUUACUUCUGCGACUGCCUGAUUAAGAUCAAGGGCGCUAAUGAUGGCAUCUGUUUUGUAAAGUCUAUCCCCGAGUUGAAAACCUCAUUGGGCAAAGGAAGAGCCUUCAUUCGCUACGCGUUGGUUCAUCAACGACUUGCCGACACACUCCAGCAGUGUCUCAUCAAUGAGAAAGUCACAAGUGACUGGUAUUACGCCCGGAGUCCCUUCCUCGACCCAAACCUGACCUCAGACAUCAUAAACCACCUGUACGAGCUCAACCAGAUCCAAUUUGAUGUUGCAGCUCGGGGUUACGAUCUGGACAUUGAUUGGCCGGCCUUUGCUCGACGGACGUUAGGGGCCGGCUCAUCAUCACUCCUGUGGAAACGCCCCAGUCGUUGCUCCAGCGUCAACAGUCUGAUCCAGUCACAGGAGGUCCCCGUUCCAGAUUUGAAUCUCCGUGGGGAUCUUGCACCAGCAGAACCAUCCCUUCGCAGUGUUGCGGAGAAUCUGCGCCUUGAGCUCGACCAAUCUGAGGUCAGGCAGCAAGAGCUUCUGAGACAGGUGGAGGAAUUAGGGAAAGAGGCGGCCCAUCUGAAAGAUGUGGUUAAGAACCUUAAGGAGCAGUUGGUAGCAGCUCAGAAAACUACCAGUUUGCCGGAUCCUUCCGCUAGCAUGGACGUCCGUAACCACUAUCAAACAUGCUGGGAUGAAAAAAACUGUGAACUUCAAGACAGACUUUCAGCCACUGAGAACAAAAAUAUGGAGCUUCUCUCUAAGCUGGAUGAGACUAUAAAAGAAAAGGGCAAACAAACAUCCAGUUUUUGCGAAUCAGCCUGGAAGAUUCAAGAACUCCUGGAGAAACUUAAGUCAACAGAGGAGAAGAGGCUGGAGGCCAAGAGGGAGGCUGAGGACCGGGCCAGGUAUUGUGAUCGUGUGUCUCAGGAGCUGAAAUUGAGGGAGGAGGAGUUGAGGACCUGCACGGAGAAACUGGCUGACGUUAAAUCCCGUGGACAGGACGAGCGAGCUGAGACCCUCAAGCGCUUGGAGGAGCUCCAGAAUGCCGUCGGUCGCAUUCAGGGUGCGUUGACGCUGAAAGAGAAGGAGAGCGGCAAUUUACGAGCGCAGCUUCAGGGUUUGCAAGCUUCGCUAGAGUGUCGAGAACGCCAAGCAGAGGAACUGAGACGGAGGCUGCAGGAGGAGCGUGAUGAGAUUGAGCGCAGAUGUACCGAUAGAGAUAGCCAGAAUGAAACGCUGGAAGUUCAACUGCUGGACUUACAAAAAACCCUAAAAAGCAGAGAGAGGGAACUUUCUGUUAGCUCCGAGAAAAUCAAGCAUUUGGAAGAACAUCUGGAGAAGGUAAACAUGGAGAAAGAGAGUUUGAGUUUUAGACUCGGGGACAUCGAUCUGAAUGCCAGCGUAGAAACGGGAAACCUUGAUAACUGCAAAUCUCAGUGCUGCGAACUUAAGGGUAUAAACACUGCGCUGCUGCAAGCGGUCAAAAAGAGUGAGGACAGCGUUGUAGAGCUGACUCAGGGAAGGGAAGCCUUGUUAGACCAGCUCGCCAUUCUGAGGGCUUCUGAGAAGCACCUAAAGGGAAGGCUGGAAGCUGCCGAUUUGUGCAGUGAAGACCGCGAGAAGAAGUUUCUGGAUGAAAACUGCCAUUUGGAGGAGCUUGUCCAGAAGGUUCUUCUUGAGAAACAGCGAGUGGAAGCUCAACAGAAGAGUGUGGAACAGGAAAAUUUGGAACUCCUUGAAGUUCAGUCCUCAUUGAAAAAACAACUCACUGAGGCUCAAGAGGAGGUGGACUUGCUUAACGCUAAAGUGUCCAACUUGGAUGAGAACCUCACAGGAUCCCAAAAAAGCCAUGAGGAGCUGCUGAUGAAAUUCCAGCAAAUGGAAGUCAAGCUCAAAGACCAGACGGCUAAAUGUGGUCUUCUACAGGAACGUGUUGAGGAACUGGAAAGCAGGACCUCAGAGCAACAUGAUGAAAAAGGAGCGGCGGAGAGCAACGAAAAAACACCAAAGCUCCGCGAGGAACAUUUAACCCCUGAUAGCAAAGAGGCUCCGUUCAGGCUGGUGAUUGCUGAGGCUCAACUGGAGCUCAACCUUCGGGAGGUGCAUCGACUUAGGGAGGAGGUGGUGGAGCUCAGGGCUCAACUCCUGGCUGGGACGGAGGAGAAGAUGAAAGCUCAGGCCUUUCAGGAGGUGACCGAAGCCUCCAGAGAGGACCUGCGAGUUUUGGUGGAACAGCUCAAGGGUCAAGUGGAGGAGCUGAACCGGCGACACGUAGAUGAGAUCCUGCGUUCUCGUGAGCGUGAGGAAGCGCUGAUCCGGGAGCGAGACUGCGAGGCCCUAGCUCGGGCAGGCCUGGCCGCCGAGGUGACGGCUAACAAGGAGGAGCUGCACAUUCUCAAGCAACGCUAUGAUGCCUUGUGCCUGGAGAACAGCGAGUCCGGGGAGGCCCUGCACCGAGCCAACACCGAAACCGCUGAGCUCGGAGUUCGAGUGUGCACACUGACGGCCGAGAACGAAGAAGCUUGUCUGCGAUUGGAGACCCUCUCCAAGAGGCAGCAAGCGCUGGAGGAGGAGGCCGCGCAGGAGGCAACCAGGAUAGAUGCUUGCACGGAGCAGCUCCGCCGAGAGAAUCAGCAACUCGUUGGCAAGCUCCGUCACCAGGAUGACCUUUGGGCCAUGACUCAGAAGCUGCAAGAGGAGCUGACCAAAGUCCAAGAGGAGGCAGAGGUGCUGCAGGAGAAGAGCCGCCAAGAGAUCGAAACGCUCCGGCUGGAGCUCAGCAGCCAGGCCAUCAGUCACAGCAGUCAACUGCAGAGUGUCAACGAAGAGUUGAUGGAUGAGAGGUUACAGAUGAUGAGCGAGCAGGAGAAAGCAGUCGAAGUAGAAAAGCAACUCAAGCGCUGGAAGACUGAGGUGCAACGAUACCGGCAACACCUUGCUGAGAAAACCAUUCAGUUGGCCCAGUCGGAAAAUCUCCUUCAGCAGAAAGAGGACGAGCUUAUCCAACUGAGAAAGAAUUUAUCAAGAUGCCAGGAGGAGCUUGACACGACUCAGCGGGCCUGUCAGGAGCUGAGGGACACUCUGAGGAAGGUCACGCUGGACAAGCAGAACUUAGAUCUGAGGACGGCAGCCGAACUGGACGACCUCUACCGCACCAAGGUCAACCUGGAGGAAAGGCUGGUGGAGCUCAUCAGGGACAAAGAUGCGCUGUGGCAGAAGACGGACGCGUUGGAGUUUGAGCAGAAACUGCGCGACGAGGAGACGGAGCGUGACGUCAACUACUGCCUGGGCUGCCACACGCCAUUCGGCUGGUUGCUCCGCAAGCACAGCUGCAGAUCUUGUGGCCGUCCCUUCUGCCAUUAUUGCCUGGCCAAUGCAGCUAGUUACCAGAUGGGCGGUACCAGAGAGCUCUGCUGCCGGGAAUGCCGUAACCAGGUCAGUGGAGAGGAAGAGCGCCCCCCGCAGGAGGACACUUUUACCAGCACGCCGGGCUCUGCGAUCGGCCGACUGCUGCAGCCUCUGAGAGCCGUGACGAGCCUCUUGGGAGUGGAUGAAGGCGACAAGCAGGAGGAUGGAAUAUUUGACAUCAUCACAGAGGAGGAAGUGAGCGGCAUCUCUGACGGUGACUCGUUUGUCACCGCCUGCUCUUCUGGACAUGGACAGCAGGAGGCAGCACAAUUAAGCUGCAGCAGUGCCAGCACAGGAGACUUGUCUUCGGAAGUCCUCGAGGAUCAGCGUGGCGCCAUGCAGGAUGCAGAGAUCUGCCUGCUCAAGUCAGGAGAACUGACGUUGACGUCUUGCUUCGCAUUGGACGACAUAUCGAGUUUUGGCGACAGCUCGAGGGAGCUCUUCAUCAAGUCCAACUGUUACAGCACUGUGCCCAUCAGCGCCGGCUGGUCGGGCGCCACCGUCUGCUGGACGUUUACCUCAGAACCCAAAGGCAUUUCCUUCAGUGUUGUUUUCCAGGAGAGUGCACAGACUACAUUGGAGCAGGCCAAGGUCUUGAUCCCACUGACUCGCUGCAACUCCCAUAAGGAGACAAUAAGAGGAGAAAUGAAAGUUCGAAAAGCAGGAGAAUACAUACUCAUCUUUGAUAACUCCUUUUCGAGGUUCAUCUCCAAGCGGGUGAUGUAUCAUCUGGCUGUGGAUGCCCUCCCUUGAGAGGGAAAGUAAGUCAAUCAGGUGUUGAUGCGUCCAUCGGUGACGUCGGGAGUGGAAGGUAACAUGACGCAGUGAUGCACUUUAGAAAUGAUAUGGACUAAGCAAAAUCAGCUGAUGCAAUCAUAGGAAAACUGGACACAAUAGCCGCAACUGAUUACACUGUACAGCUGUAUAUUUUUGUGGUUAACAUGAGUUAAUAUGAUUUGUUGUGAUAUUAACCAGAGUAUGACUUUUUAAGCCUUUUUGGGGGAAGUUGCAUAUCGUCACCAUUCUAAAUUAAUAGCCCAACUGGUUUUCAGUUUUUCAGAAGAAACAGAAAACUGAACCAAAUAAAGAUUGUAUUAUAUUUAAUAAGAAUUUUAUGGUAGUGGUCAAAUUGAAUUAUCUGCUUAAUGUAGCCAAUUUUAGGUGGUCAGCAUCCAUAGGAAAUGUUUUUUAAAAAAUAAUAAUUUUGUCAAAAUAUGAUUUAGACCAAGUGUGGCCAACCAGUCAGAGACUAAGAGCCACAUUUUUUUUACUGUGUACCGCAAAGAGCCAACCCAUCUACGAAGCGAAGCGAACACGCAGCGUUUGACGUCCCAUUACCCCCCCCCCCCCCCGAAGCGAAGCGAACACGCAGCGUUUGACGUCCCAUUACUCACCCCCCCGAAGCGAAGCGAAUGUAAAGGAGCCGCAUGAAACCCGGCAAAGAGCUGCAUGCGGCUCGCAAGCCGAACGUAAAGGAGCCGCAUGAAACCCGGCAAAGAGCCGCAUGCGGCUCGCGAGCCGCGGGUUGGCCACCCAUGAUUUAGACCAUCAUUUUAAGAGUAUGUCAAUAUUGUUUUUAGUGGUCGCUUUGAAAAAGACUACUGCUCUCACUUACAAUGGGAACGUUUUCACUCGACUGUUCGUCGAGAAUCCUCACAUUUCAGUGAGUGCAACUUAUAAAUGUCACAGAGAUUUCUGUUAUCAUCUUGAUUGUUCCUUAAAAAUAAUAUGAUCCUUCCAGCAAAUAUAUAUGUUGUCAAAUUAACGUAUUCAUCACGUUGAUGAAAAAAAUCUUUUUCAGUCAAAUGACCACAAACGCUAUGGUUUUGAUGUCACACAAUUGUAUUUUAAGUCUUUAUUUCACUAACGCUGUCCAAAUCAUGUUCUUAAGAUACAUUUCUCUUUGGUUGCCUUUUACUACUGUCAAAAGUGAUUGGAAGCGGGACGGCAUAAUGCAAUUAUGAGGACAUCUGCAAAGAUGAUGCAAUACCAUAUAUUUGUAACAAUGACCAAGUAUUGGUCUAGUACAGGGGCGGGCCGAACUGGGUUCUAAAUUUGGACCGGAGGGCCGGACCAGGAGCAGAUGGACGUAGUGUUUGUGUGAAGUAAUAUAAGGGACCUGUAAAGGUCAUUGCAUAAAAUAUUUUGGCCUUUAGUAGGUAGUAAAGCAUGGAUAUUCCAAAUAAGUUUUUUGAAAACAAAUGCAUUUAUUAACAGCAUUAAAAAAAAAAGUAAUAAUAAUUCACUAAAAAACUGCUAUCAGUGAUUUUUUGCUAGUGCGUCAUAGUCUGGAGUAAAAUUUGUUGUGGCAAUUCUUAGGAGAGAUCUGAGGUGUUGGUCCGUUUACCUCGAUCUGUGACGGGUUGAUGUUGACGUUCAUGUGGCUGAACGUCACGUCGCGUACGUCGAGCCAAAUUGGCCACUCUCUUUUAAACACUCGGCACUGUCUCCACCUUGCUUUUUUCCUUGGGCGACUCAUUUUAAUGGAAGGAUUCCAGGGGAAGGUUUGUGGGUGGCUUUAGCGCAAAACUGCAUCUGAAAGCUCAGCGCGCAAAUUACAAGAAUGCUUUCGUCACAGCCCACGCUGUAAAUUUGGGACUGAUACAAAUAGAGCGCGAGUGCGCCAUGUACACGUACACGCACUUGUGAGUGUGCACCGAGCUUUCUGACACGGCUUCCGGUAGUAAAUGCGCAGGCGAGCGCUUCCCCAUCUACUGGGGAAACGCAGUCAUUGCAGGCAAAAUGACCACAAAAAAAAGUUUAAUAAUACAAUUUGUUCAGGGUUGGCGGGCCGGAUUAAACGGUCCCGUGGGCCGGAUGUGGCCCGCGGGCCGUAGUUUGCCCACCCUGGUCUAGUAUGUUUCUCAGUGCAACUAUUAAUAGAUGAUGCCCCGCGCCAUGCAACUAUUAUGAAAGCCCGCAAUGAAACGGUUCUCAAUAGAUAUUAAAACCCAGUGUAGUUCUGAAGUCUCUGAACUCAGGUGGAUCAACAAUUAGUUGGCCGGGCAGCAGCACAUGCGUCAGCAUCCCAGAAAAGGCUUUGGCUGAUCCGAUCAAGGAUGAAUCUCACAGGUAGAAGCGGUUCUUAAGAAGAUUCCUUAUUGUUGAUGGCAUGUGAGCAAGCAUUGAAGCAUGAGACUUAAGACUCCUUUCCUGUCUGACAUUCAAGCUGGAUCCACCAUUGACAAAAUUGCUAAACUUAGGUACUGACGCAGAAUUUAGCCAGUUUAUAACCCAAUUCUAUGUUUGGGCUUGUAGUUGCUUUGGUUGUUUGUUAUACUGUGAAGAUCCUAGAAACAUAGUUUGAAGGAUACGUAUGUAUUUAGACUACAAUAGCCUCCAAAAAGGUAGCGUGGUACCCCAGAAAAGUGGUUGGUGGAGGAUCAUAAAAACCUACUGCAUAAUGUGCUUUCAGUAAUUGAACAAAAACCUGAAUUUACUUUUUAUACUGGUUUAUAUUGCAAUUUUUUUUUACUGACUAAAAUGACACAAAGCAAAUUAAGAACCUAAAUGUCUCAUUGUUCAACUACUGUACUUUGAAAUAAAAGUAUUUUUUGUACUUACACUAUGCUGUAUAUUGCCAAAUAUAUUGGAGAAAUGUGAAUUGUAAAAUUGGAAAUAUUCUAUUGAAAUGAAUAAUGCAUUUUUAAAGACGUUCAUUUUGCUUCUGUGACAGAUGACGUCGGCACAUUUUCUUUCUCUUCCUUGUACCACUUCUUGUUGUGCUGCUUUACAGAGGUCAUACAGGACAUUUUAAUCAUUGUUGACUGUAUUGAAAUGUUUACAUACUGAAUAUUUAUUUUAGGAUGUAUUAAUAAAAAACAUUUAAGCGUGCUA
Syngnathus typhle (broad-nosed pipefish) is the source of this 7686-nucleotide messenger RNA. Its product is annotated as FYVE and coiled-coil domain-containing protein 1-like. NCBI's taxonomy places the organism in Eukaryota, Metazoa, Chordata, Actinopteri, Syngnathiformes, Syngnathidae. Gene Ontology annotation, biological process: plus-end-directed vesicle transport along microtubule; positive regulation of autophagosome maturation. The transcript is spliced from 18 exons. The record is from RefSeq and is a predicted model, not a curated record. Gene Ontology annotation, cellular component: late endosome; autophagosome; lysosome. Gene Ontology annotation, molecular function: metal ion binding. The coding region runs from base 223 to 4602 and encodes 1459 amino acids.